UGGCUUUUCCCCUACAGUCGGCUUGGUGUGCCUUCAGAGGAACCACCUCCUUUGAGGCUCCUCAGUCGACAAGCCAAACAGCUGGCAAGCUGGCGAGCAGGUCUUUAAGGACCAAUUCAUGAGAAUGCUGGGCACCAUGACCGGCAUGGAGUUGGAUCUAUCCAAGCUCACCGACGACGAGGCCAAGCACGUGUGGCAAGUUGUUCAGCGAGAUUUCGACCUGAGGAAGAAAGAGGAAGACAGGCUUGGAGAGCUCAAGACCAAGAUUGAGCAAGAAGACUGUAAAAGAGAGAUGCUGGAUCAUUGGGUGAAUUUGACAAAGUCUCACUGCAUUCGCUGUCUGAAAACGUUCAAGUUCCUGGUGAACAGCAGGCACAAGUGUCUGAACUGUCAGCUGAACAUCUGCAGGUCCUGCAGCCGUUACAACAAAAAGGAGGACGGCUGGGUGUGUGAUCCUUGUCACAUGGCCAGGGUCCUCAAGAUUAGCACACUGGAAUGGUACCAUGAGAACCUGCGUGAGCGCUUUGAGCAUUUCGGCAGCACCAAGGUGAUGAGAUCGCUCUUCAAAAGACUCAGUGGAAAUAACACAUACUCUUCUGAUGAUGACGAUGCAAAUCAUCGAAAACACAAUACGCAGAGCAACCCCGAAGUCCACAGCCUUGGAUUUGAUGACAGUUGUAUGGAUGCUGCAGAUUCACAACACUAUAACCAGAUGAAAAAAAACAAAAGGCGUCUCACUGUUGACCCCAUCGAUUUUGGCCUGGACUGUGACUAUGUUGCCAAACCGAGACGACACUCUCACCAGAAUCCAGGCUCUGUUGACAUCAUGAUGAUGAAUGGUGGCGUGAGGGAGUCUGACAUGGCUUCUGUUUUCCAUCAAUUUUUGAAAGAGCAACGCAAGGGUCUGGAUGUUGGGUCUGACCCUAGCUUUACUUCACAACAAGAUGACAUUGUGUACUUGGACAACCAAACCUUUCCGUCUCCCUGCAUGUCCCGACUCAGCUACUCUUCUUGUGGCAGUGGGAGUGCCGGGGGACCUCGGGGAGGUGGCAGCAGCUACUUCCUAGCCUCUGAUGAUGUUGACUCAGAGGAGGGCGAUGAUUUCAGACAGGCCAGCACGGUCUACCAGGCUCAUUUGGGAACCUGUGACCACAUUUCCCAGGAGAGUCUCAACUACUCCAACCACCCACCACAGAUCACUGACCUGAACAGACCAAUGUCAGCCAUCGAGAGCCUUUUAAGCCGCUUGCAGAUCACUGUGACCUCCGACCCGGACAUCAAGUCUCCUCACAUCCAAGACGACAACUCUCCUCUUCCCGGGUGGGAGGACGCGGACAUAGAGGAGCAUCAACUCAGACAAAAGCUGAUCGCAAUGGCGGGCGACAUAAGCGACCACAGCCUGAGUUCUGAUGAGGAAGACUCCAACCGGUCACUUGUCUCCCAAGAGAUCUUGGCAUCAGAGAUAGCGACAAGUCGAGAAGGAGACAAAAAAUCCACCAAAGUACCUUCUAGACCUACUUCCAGAACAAGUGUGGGGGUCCCCAGAAUGGAUGAGCUGACAAACUCUCAGAAGACAGACCGUUCAACAGAAAGCCUGGAGACUAAGUGGCACACCCAAGGGGAUGGCUCAAAGUCAGGUUUCAAGGGUUCAACGGUGUUACUAUUUUUUGAGCUGGAGGACAAAAUUGCUCAAGCUGCUGCUGAUGUUCAGAACACACAGACUCAGGUGUCGUACAUUGAAAACAAGAUUGCCGCUCUCAACCCUGGCGGUGUGCCGCUGGAGAAAAGACAAAAGUCUGGAGUCCUGCUAAGAACGAGAAGACUUUCCCACAAGCCAGAUGGACACGCUUGCAAGGAACUACAGAGGCUCUCUGACCACUGCGGUGGUCAUACCCAAGACCAGGGCAAUAUGUGCGACAGUGGUAAUGAAACGGGACUCAUGAGGAGAAGACUCAGCCUUGUGUGAGAUUUCAUGCAAAGACAAAGAAUGCAACAAUUGACCCUCCUGUCAGUGUUUUGUUUGUCUCUUUAGUGUGCCAAAAUGUUCAUGGGUCAAUUUUGACACAUUGUUGCAUGUUUCACCAUCAAAUAUUUUUGCUCACCUUUUAGCCCCUUGUGUCAUUGCUGGGACAAUAUUUUUCAUAUAUUUUAGUAUGUAAAUUCCAAAAUCCAUCCAUCCAUUUUCUGUAGCGCUUAUCCUCACUAGGGUCGCGGGCGUGCUGGAGCCUAUCGCAGCUAACUGCGGGCAGGAGACGGGGUAUACCUAGAACUGGUCGCUCGCCAAUCACAGAAAGUCCCAAAUAUUUUUUUUAUAUAUUAUAAAAGAAGGAAAAGCAUGGCUGGCAGAAGAUUUUUUUCUGCAUUUUGGAAUUAUUAACAUGCAACAUAAGAGGAGAGUUGAUCUAAAACAAGUAAAACCAAUAUAGAACGCAUUUAACUGACAUUCAUAUUUGUUUUUGGCUUUCCUAUACACUGUAUACACUUUUAUAUAAUUUCAUGCUAUUUUACUGUUACUGAUUUUGUGUCAUUUUAUGCAUUAACAUUCCUUGUAUUGUUUGUCUUGAUAAAAUUACAGAAAAAUAAUCAUUUAAUGUUCUCUUGAAUCUGUUUGCACCUUGUGAUCCCAUAAAGAUCUUGAGUGAUUAUU
Molecule: messenger RNA, 2647 nt
Organism: Phyllopteryx taeniolatus (common seadragon)
Lineage: Eukaryota; Metazoa; Chordata; Actinopteri; Syngnathiformes; Syngnathidae
Gene: mlphb
Product: melanophilin b
Exons: 16
Coding region: 119-1966 (615 amino acids)
Biological process (GO): intracellular protein transport
Cellular component (GO): cortical actin cytoskeleton
Molecular function (GO): small GTPase binding; actin binding; myosin binding
Source: RefSeq, a predicted model, not a curated record